GCCAGCAGAAAGAAUCGCAUCCCGGGCGUGUUCCACGCAAAAUGCUUUCCUCAACCCCAAACCCAAAUCAGCAGGAGGAGUUUGAGGAGGAGGAGGAGGUGAAGAAGAAGAAGAAGAGGAAGCUCCUUCAAAAUCACCAAUCCAACCAAGAAAAUGCUAGUGCUAGUGCUAGUGGUAGUCCUACGCGCCGCUUGCUCGCCGCCGCCGCCUACUUCCUAAGCUGCGGCAACUUCGCCGAGUGCAGAAAAUACGCCCUCCGUGCUAGGGAUUCCGACGCCACCAGCCCUCAGCCCGCCCGAAUUUUAUCCAUAGCAUCCGUGCUUUCUGCGCCCAAUGUUUCUUCGAAUCUAUCCGAUUACUAUUCUAUACUCAACCUUUCCAGGUUUGAGUCCAAUGUUGCUCGGAUUCGGUCCAAUUUCGACGAAUUAGCAUCCACUUUAAACCCUAAAGUGAAUGAGUACCCGCUUUGCUCUGAAGCGCAUCGUUUGGUGAUGAAAGCUUGGGGCGUCCUUUCCAGCCCAAGCGAGAAGGCCAAGUUCGACGACCAGUUGCGGAGGAAUUUCGGUGGUUGUACGCCGCGGAGUGGCACUUGUACGUUUUGGACGGUAUGCCCUUAUUGUUAUUACGUCUACGAAUACGAUGGGGCUUUUAAGGAUUGUUCUUUACGGUGCACGAACGAGAGGUGCCGGCGAGUGCUGCACGCAUUCGAAAUUAUGGCGCCGCCGCCGCCGCCGGAGGUGGUGGAGAGAGGUUAUUAUUGGAGCCCGGGGUUUGUUCAGUUGGCAUCAUCAGGAGAUGGCAAUGGCGACAAUAUGUGGGUGCCGUUUGAUUGCCCGGUGAGUAAACAGUCAGAUUAUGAUAUCCAAUACAAUGGCAAUAUGGAGAAUACAGAUGGGAAUUUUGGUGAAUUUAUGGGGAAGGGUUCUAAGAGGAGGAAGUCGCAUGUGCAUUGGGAUACAAAGAAGUCAAUGGGGCAAGGGGACCAUUGCUCUGUCGGAGAUGGAAAUGAGGAGGAAGGGCAUUCGGAGUCUGGUUUUGAAGGGUUAGCAAAGGAUGGUGACAAGGGAGUAGUUGAGUUUUUCGAUGGGGAAGAUGAUGUGUUGGUAGCGGUGGAAGUUUCAAGAACACUGUGGAAUUUGUUUUGUAAGUAACAAGCUUUUAAAACAAAUAACACGGGAACGGAUCGAUCCUUCAUCACAUGUUGAUUGCUCCAGAAUAGUCAUAAUUGUAUAGCUAAAAUCAAAAUGUUUGUUGAUGCUUGGAUGGGGUGCGGGCAAGCAAAUCAGCUGAAGUGCUAUCGAUAUAUCUUACUUAGAACCAGAUAAUAUGUGUCCCUACAACUAACUCAAUGAGUCGAUGUAGAUCUAUUAGUUUUGUAUAGAACUAUAUAUAGAAAACUGAGUUAUAUGUAUAACUAAUUUUAUAUUGGGUGUGGGUGGGAUGUGGUCUACUAAAUGGAGUCGAGUUUUAUUAAGCUUGAGUUGACAGCUAAUAUGUAUAAUGUGAAUGAUAUUUGAGAUUGAACUUAACUCAACUGGAAAGAGUGAGUGAUGGAUGUGUUGUUGGAAUGAAUUGAAAAGGAAGCCUAUGAUCUGUCGUGUUGAAAUGUUGAAAUAAUUGAGAGUUUAUGUUCUCUAAACCUAUGGCACAAUCCUUCUGAAAAAACAGAUAUGGCUUCUGCUGUUACUUCCACGAUGAAAUAUGAAAAUUAAUGGUUGUUGCAUAUCUGAGAUUACAAUCCUACUUUAUAUCUCUCAUCGUCAGGUUAAUAAAUUACCAUCUGGGCAUAGGAGAUGCUCAUUUACUAAAUAGAUUUAAAUCAUUUAAUAUAAAACUUAAUCUGAUUGAUAACCCUAAUAGUUAUAUUUACCCUAUAAUAUUUUUAAUCAGUCUAUUUAUGGCUUAAGAAAAUAAGUUGGACUCUUUUCUCUUAUGAGCAUGCCAUUGCCUUGUUUUUUUCUACUAUAAUCAUUUGGGUACAAGAUUCUCACACCAAAACUGCAGGCAUAGAUAUACCUCUUGGGUGCGUUUGUUUGGAGAAUUGGAUUUUAAAUUUAUUAUUCAUUCUAUUUUUUCAUUUCAAAACAUCAAAUCAAACGCUUAUUUUUUAUUUUUUAUAUUAUAUUAAAAAUUAAUUUUA
Andrographis paniculata is the source of this 2140-nucleotide messenger RNA. RefSeq lists its product as uncharacterized. The record is from RefSeq and is a predicted model, not a curated record. Bases 42 to 1151 code for a protein of 369 amino acids. NCBI's taxonomy places the organism in Eukaryota, Viridiplantae, Streptophyta, Magnoliopsida, Lamiales, Acanthaceae. The transcript has 2 exons.